AUGUUCGUUCAAUGCUCUUUUCUUAACUUUCCAUCACUUUCUCACCUCUCUCUCCUCUUCUCUCUCUCUCUCUCUGUGGAACCCUGAAAGAGUUGUGUGAUAUUUGAACGACAAAGAAUGGUGAGCUCCUCAGGCACGAAUACGAUCUCUGCUUCUUUUGUAUCAAAGAGGUCUCGAUCUCCUGAACCACCCCAUCAGAAGCUCACUCUCAAGGUCAAGAACCAGCAGGGAGCAGAGGAUGUAUACAAGAUAGGAGCUCAUGCACAUCUUAAGAAACUAAUGAUUGCUUACUGUGUAAAGAGAAACUUAGAAUACGGUGCUGUCCGAUUCAUCUACAACCAGAAACACAUCAAACCACGACAGACUCCUGCUCAGCUGAGGAUGAAGGAAGAAGAUGAGAUCUUGUCGGUCAUGGAACUCGGCGGUGGCGGUCCUUACACUCCUACUUAAGAUCUCGCCGGAAAAAAAAGAAAAGAAUAUGACUCUUUUAGGGUUUCUUAAUUUAGGAUUUUUAUUUACGACCUAUUCGGGGUUUUUUUUGUUAUGUUGAAUCUCUAAAGUCUGUCUGAACGUUGUUAUUGUCCAGUUCAUUUUAAAGGAAACUAAUUAAUAUUUGUCU
Capsella rubella is the source of this 619-nucleotide messenger RNA. RefSeq names its product small ubiquitin-related modifier 5. Gene Ontology annotation, cellular component: nucleus. NCBI's taxonomy places the organism in Eukaryota, Viridiplantae, Streptophyta, Magnoliopsida, Brassicales, Brassicaceae. The transcript has 3 exons. Bases 118 to 450 code for a protein of 110 amino acids. Gene Ontology annotation, molecular function: ubiquitin-like protein ligase binding; protein tag activity. Gene Ontology annotation, biological process: protein sumoylation. The record is from RefSeq and is a predicted model, not a curated record.